CUUGGCUUGGCUUGGACAAACUCCUUACUUCUCCCUGGGUUUGGCUUGCACUUUCUUCUCAGGUCUUGUUCCUCUGAGGCAGAAAAAAGCCUAUCAGUUUCCAACCUCAGAGGAGUCUGCGAUUCAACAAAUGUGAAGAACCACUGUUGUGUCUUUGUUGAUUGUUAUGUGGCUGGGGAUGAUUCCCCAGAGAAAGAAACUUGAGACAAGAAUCCUUAGUGCCAACUACAGGAGCCUCCAGGACAAUUGAAGGAGCUGAAGAAGAAAGAGGAAUUGGAAAAAGAGAAAUGGAUUCAGAGGGAACUGGCAUUAUGGAGGGAGAACACAUACCAGAAGAAAUAUGAAGCAGUAGCUUUGAAGCCUGAGCAACCGAUCAAGGCAUCCUCGACCCAACCCAACUCAACUUAACUCAGCUCCCUGGACCUGAUCUGAGACUUACAGCUCCCUGGACUUGCUACAGCUCUUUGAUUCCAGAAUUUUCUUCAAUUCUAGCUAGAAUGCUGCAUCAAGCACUUCACAGAUUUGGUAAAAACCUGAGACAUAGACAUCCGCUGGAGCAACCUGUGGCUGAACCUGCCCCUGCCAGGAGCCUGAGCACUCUGGAUUUAGUAGGCCUGGGUGUGGGCCGCACAGUGGGUGUAGGUGUGUAUAUCUUGGCUGGUGAGGUGGCUAGAGAUAAAGCAGGACCAUCCAUUGUGAUCUGCUUGCUGGUGGCCAGCCUAUCUUCUAUGUUGGCUAUGCUGUACUUUGCAGAGUUUAGUCCCCAGAUUAUCCACUCUGGCUCCAAACAUCCCCACAGCUUUGUCAUCAUAGAUAAACUUGGGGCUUUCAUCACUGCCUGGAUUCUCAUCCUCAACAAUGUUACUGCUAUAGCCAUUAGGAUCUGGGCUUGGACCUUAGCUCUUGACAACCUUUUUGGAAACAAGAUAUCUCAGACCUUGCAGGAGACAAUUUCACGACAUGUUCCCAGGGUCUUUGCAGAAGUUCUAGGCUUCUUUUUUAUGUUCCUUGUGUUGUUGCUCAUGGGAUUGCUGACUCGGAACAUUAGGCAGCUUUCCCUGGUUACCAAAGUGGUCACAUUGGUGAACCUCUUGGUUCUUGGUUUUGUCAUCAUCUAUGGCUUCCUGAAAGGGGACCUGCACAACUGGAAGCUCACAGAAGAAGACUACAUAAAGGCUGGACUCAAUGACACUUCUAGCUUGGGACCUCUGGGCUCUGGAGGAUUUAUGCCUUUUGGCUUCCAGGGGAUACUCCAUGGAUCAGCUACCUGUAUCUAUUCUUUUACAGGCUUGAGCAUUAUUGUUACCAGAUUUGAAGUAGCCCAGAAUUUCCAGCAUUCCUUUCCUAUGUUCAUUGUGAUUUCACUACUCAUCUGCAUUUUGGUGUACUGUGGUGUCUUUUCAGCACUUAUGCUUAUGGUGCCUUAUUACCAGCUCCAACCUGGGAGCACCUUGCCUGAGGCAUUUCUCCAUACUGGCUGGGCCCCUGCCUACUAUGUUGUAACUUUUGCAUUCUUCUGUAGUAUUUCUGUCAGCCUCUUGGAUUAUAUGUUUCCCAUACGUCAGCUAAUCUCCAUGAUGGCACAUUAUGGCCUCUUUUUUCCUGUCCUUGCAAGGAUGCAAACCAGCACAUACACACCCAUUGUGGCCACUGUGAUCUUUGGGAUUAUUGCAGGAAUCAUGGUAUUAUUCUUUGGAUUUGCCAAUCUCUUGGACCUCAUGUCAGUUGGGGCCCUGCUAGUUUACUCCCUGCUGGCUUUUAGUGUUCUCAUCCUCAGGUAUGAGCCUCAGAGGAGGAAUGGGGGAAAUGAAGCACAGGUGCAGGAGGAAAAUGAAGCAGAGAUGCAGGAGGAGAAUGAGGAAAAUGAGGCAGAGGUGCAGGAGGAGAACAGACCUGCAGCAGAGAAGCUGACUCUACAGGGACUAUUUUUUCCAGGCAGCCCCACCCCCACUCCACUCUCUGGUCGGGUUGUCUAUGUUUGCUCCUCACUGCUUGCUCUGCUGCUGACUCUUCUCUGCCUGGUGCUGGCCCGGUGGCCAGAUCUGCUUUCUGGAGACCCAGUGUGGAUCACAGUGGUUGUGCUGCUCCUGGUGCUCAUCACUGGAGUCACUGGAGUCAUCUGGAGACAGCCACAGAACUCCACUCCCCUUCACUUCAAGGUACCUGGUCUGCCUCUCCUCCCACUCCUGAGCAUCUUUCUCAAUGUUUAUCUUAUGGUACAGAUGACAGCUGGCACCUGGGCCCUAUUUGGUGUCUGGAUGCUGAUUGGGUUUGCUAUCUACCUUGCUUAUGUGAUCCAGCAGCACCUGGUUCCUUAGCCCCACUUCACUUAUGGCCAGAACUGUAGACCUUGAAUUCAGUGGCGCCAGUACAUAUUUGGUUUGACAUCAUCACACCUGAAUGCAGUGAGGGCCCCUGCACAAUAAUAGGGAGUACUUCUGAGGACAUGGAAAGCUAUGCCUCCCAUGAGUUAUUUGUAAGGGAACAUUAAUAGCACUUUGUAUUUAUUGUGAAGUGAAGAAUGUGUCAUUGCUCGCUCUCUUUUAAAGUUGUCUAAUUUUCAAUUGUGUCUUUACGGCACACUAGCUUUAAGAAAGUUUUUAAGUUCUUAUUAAAAGAGCUAGAUGGGGGUACCUGAGUGGAUCAGCUGGUUAAAUGUCUGACUUCAGCUCAGGUCAUGAUCUCAGGGUCCUGGGAUCAAGCCCCAUAUCAAGCACCACACUCAUGAGUAUGGAGUCUGAUUGUCCUUCUGCUCUUUCCCCUACUUGUGCUUACUCUCUAUCUCCUGUCUCUAAUAAAUAACUAAAGUCUUUUUUAAAAAGAGCUAUAGGGGUACCUGUGUAGCUCUGUCAAUUAAACUUGAGUCAUGAUCUCAGGUUCCUUAAGGUUCUUCCUCCCUCUCCCUCUGUACCUCAUCCCACUCAUGCACUCUCUCAAAUACACAGAUAAAUAUAUUUUUUAAGAGCUACAAAAAUGUUGUUUUCUUUAGGUUAAUAUCCAGUGUGGAAAUAUUGGUAUAUCUAUAUUUAAUUUUUUGAGGAACAUCUAUACUGAUUUCCAUAGUGACAGCACCUAUUUAUAUUCCCACCCACAGUGCAUGAGGGCUCCCUUUUCUCCACAUCCUCAUCAACACUUUAUUUCUUGUCUCUUUGAUUUUAGCUAUUGUGACAGGUGUAAAGUGAUAUCUUAUUUAAUUUUAACUUACAUUUCCAUGAUAAUUAGUGAUGAUGAGCAUAUUUCUUUGUGUCUGUUGUCCAUCUUGUACGUUUUCUUGGGAGUAAUGUUUAUUCAGGUCUUCUACCCAUUUUUAAUGGAUUAUUUGUGUUUCUUUAAUGAUGAGUUGUGCAAGGUCUUUAUGUAUUUUGGAUAUUAACCCCUUAUUGGAUAUAUUAUUUGCAAUAUCAUCACUCAUUUUAUAUUUCACCUUUUUGUUUUGUUGAUGGUUUCCUUUUCUGUGCAAAAGUUUUUAUUUACAUGAACUCAAAAAGAUAUAUGCACUCUUAUCUUUAUCUACAAUAGGCAGGAUAUGAAAGAAACCCAAGAGUCCACGUAAAGCUUAAUUGAUAAAGAAGAUGCAAUAUAUAUACAUAUAUAUAUGCAAUAUAUAUAUAUAUAUAAAAUGGA
Molecule: messenger RNA, 3624 nt
Organism: Canis lupus familiaris (dog)
Lineage: Eukaryota; Metazoa; Chordata; Mammalia; Carnivora; Canidae
Product: cationic amino acid transporter 3-like
Exons: 3
Coding region: 498-2318 (606 amino acids)
Biological process (GO): amino acid transport; transmembrane transport
Cellular component (GO): plasma membrane
Molecular function (GO): amino acid transmembrane transporter activity
Source: RefSeq, a predicted model, not a curated record